Messenger RNA from Zerene cesonia (dogface butterfly), 727 nucleotides. RefSeq lists its product as uncharacterized. The transcript has 4 exons. The coding region runs from base 136 to 714 and encodes 192 amino acids. The record is from RefSeq and is a predicted model, not a curated record. NCBI's taxonomy places the organism in Eukaryota, Metazoa, Arthropoda, Insecta, Lepidoptera, Pieridae.
UUUGUAAACAUCCAUGUAACUAAUCACGUGCGAUUAUUUAAGCAUAAAACGUAGGUUUAGUAAACAUCCUGGUUGAACCGAACAAUGGAAGAAGGGUGCUAAUCGAGAAUAUUAGGGCAUUUGGUUAUUGUUAAAAUGAAAUUACGGACCUAUUUAUGGGGAAAUAUAUUAGUGGUAGUAUUCUUAACGACGGUCAUGUGUGCUAAAAAUUCAGAUGAAUCUAAUAAGCCUGAAAUUGCCAGAACUGGUAAAACGAAACGACAAAAAAUGGUGCAAAACUCUGCUGUAGGCACUUUAUCAAAUGUUAUAACACAAAUUCAAAAUCUACCAAACAUGGACAUGGGUAGAAGAUUCCAAACGCCUUGCAAGACUGGCAAUAAAUGUGGAAAGGUAAUAAAACGUUUAAUGGUGCCAAAAUUAGCUCAAUUAGAAAAUACGAUAAUGGGUAUAAUGAAAGAGCUCUCCAAACUGCCACCGGGUUCCCGCCUUCCGGACAAAUAUACAAAAACGGAACCGAUCAAGUUACUUCUGGAUCAAAAUUACAAAGAGGACGUAUGUAUGGAUAAACUGGAAUCUUGUUUGAAAGAAGAUAAGCGACGAAAGCGCAUCUUAAAGAAGCUCUUCUUCAAGAAAUACAAUUCGAUACGACAAGAAUUGAUCGGCUAUGGCGGCCGGAGGCUUUGGGGCGGCGAAGGGAAUUUAUUCUAUAGAUAGUUGCAAUAAAGUU